UCAUUCUCCAUCCCCAAGGUAAGACCAAGUUUUCACUUUCAAGAUCCUUCUCGUUUUUUUUGCUUUCCAUGCACAACAAGAUUAUGAGAUAAUGAGUUUCAAUGCUCUUCUGGAUUCACCAUCAAUCACCACCACUCUGAAAGAUGGAUUCAAAUGUCAUAUAUGAUCACCAAAACGUCAUACUAGGCCUAGCUCCUGUGCUAACAUACGCAGCCUGCGAAUGGUUCCUCAUAUUCCUCAUGCUCCUCGAGGCUCUUCUCUCCUACCUCCUCGUCUGGUUCGCACGCUACUGCAGACUCCCUCUGCCGUGUUUCCUCUGCUCCAAGCUCCUUCACCCUCUCCACUGGAGACUCCUCCUCUGCAGAAGCCACAGAUCAGAGGUUUCAUCUUACAUAUCAUGUCUCAACCACGACAACAACCUCGCGGACUGUCGAGGAAUGUGCGACGAUUGUCUCUUGUCAUUCACCAAAACGACCGGUCCCAAUCCGGACAUGAACAGGUUGCUCCUAGGGAAGCUAGGGUAUGAUCUUCUCUCCACAAGCCAUUUCGCUCAUCCUCCUAGAUCGUGUUCUUGUUGCGAUAAACCGUGGAGGACAAGGCACCAUACACAGAGACUGAUUAGGUUAGGCUCUAGGGGUGCUGCUAAACCUAACAUUCCUGCUGCUCCAAGGCAUCAUCAUCUUACUCGAAGAGGAAGCGGUGGGAGUUUGAAGAAGAUGAGGAACAACCUUAAGGCUGUAGACGCUGGAAGCCGCAGCGAUGGGAUGGCUCACGUGGGGUAUGCAGAGCUGAAGAUUCACUCGGAGUCUGAAUCAGAGUUCUUGUUCACAGAUGAUGAUGCGUUCUUCCAGACGAUAGACUUCAGUGGUGAGACGUCUGAGAGACGUGUUGUUCACAAGUCUCGGUCUCGGGAAUCUUUGAAAGACAAGAAGGUGUUGAAGCGUAAACAGCCUUAUUUGAAAGAUAAUAAGAUUCAUGUUAAAGAUCAUAAACCGCGUGAGCGUAAGCUUGUAGAUAAGACUCAGAAGCAAGAACAAGCUAUUGAAGCAGGGGAGGAUGAAGGUGUACUCUCUGAGCUUAUAACUAUGAGUGAAGCUCGUCCGUUCUCAUUGGACUUACCUAAAGAGGAAAAUGCAGGAGGAGCAGUAGCACAAAGUGAGAAUGAAGCUGAGGUAAGUGGCAGCUCAUCUCCUUCUGGUGGGGAAUUCUUGAGCCCUUCUGGAGACAAUAGUACCUCUCAUGAAGUCCAGAUUCAAGCAGACUUUGAUCAAAACAUAUCCCAUUCAGCUGUAGAGACAGAAGCAUCUGUGGAUCAAAAAGUGUGUGAUCACAUAGACGUGCCUGGUUCUGUUGCAGAUGAACCUUCUAGUGAUGAGGAGAAUGGUGUUGAAAGAGAUCUCAAGCCUUUGACUACCAAUGAUGAAGAGUUAAAUGAGGUUAGUGAAAACAAUGCUGCAGAAGAGUAUUUCAGUAAUGAAGAAGAAGAAGCUGAGGUCAAUGCACCUUCUGAGCCUUCAACAUCAAAAGAUGUAACUGGUUCAUUUGCUUUAGAACAAUCCCAUUGCAGUCAUGAAGAAGAGGAUGUGGAUAAUGGAGACUCUCAACCUUUGACAUCAAACAAUAUGACUGGAGAACAUUCCAGUAAUGAAGAAGAGGAUGUGGAUAAUGUGACUGGUUCUGCCACAGAAGAACACUCCGGUAAAGAAGAGCAUGGAGAGACUGAGCCUUUGCCGUCACCAAAGAUCUCCAACGAAGGAACCUUAUUAGAACAUAGAGAUGAUAAAGAUUCCUCCAAGACAACAGAGACUCUAAAUACUUCAGAUGAAACAGUACCGGAGCUAAAACAAUCAGCUUCUGUGGAGUCAUUUGUAAGCAUUAGCAGUGACAUUGAAGGAGAAACUCUAGUUGAUCUGUUAAAGAAACAGCUAGAGCAUGACAGGAACUCCCUAAGAGAUUUGAGCAAAGAGUUAGAGGAAGAAAGAAACGCCUCAGCUAUAGCUGCAAAUCAAGCAAUGGCGAUGAUCACACGGUUGCAGGAGGAGAAAGCAGCUCUUCAUAUGGAAGCUUUACAGUACCUGAGAAUGAUGGAUGAGCAAGCUGAGCACGACGUUGAUGCGCUUGAGAGAGCAAACGAUGUAUUAGCUGAUAGGGAGAAGGAAAUACAGGAUCUUGAGAUGGAGUUGGAAUACUAUAGAGUCAAGUAUCCAGAUGAGCCAAGAGAAGAGAUCCUCGCUAGCAUGGGAGUUCUUGAGAGUAUAGAAACCAGUGGCCACUCAACAACUGAUGAGACCAGCGAGAAAGUUCCAACAGACAUUUGAGAAAAGAGUAAACAUUUCCGGAAGCUGCAUCAAUGGAAGAAGAAUACUCGAUAGUGCUGGAAGCUCACAGGCCUGAGACUAGUGAUGCUCUCACAACAGAAUAAUCUGCAGAGGCAUACAGAAAGCUAUUCCCAACAUGGAAAGUGAUUCUUUCGAGCACACAGGAAGGACAAGAACGAGUGGAUUGCCUUAGAGAAUGAGAUUUCAAUGGUAAGAGUAAUAUUUAGAGGCACAAAGAGAGAGCUUGUGUUUGUAAUAAUAGGGAAAUGUUAGGAGUUAGUUAAAGACAUUUAGUAUUCAUUUUUAGUUAUAUCUAUCU
This is a messenger RNA of Brassica oleracea var. oleracea, 2637 nucleotides long. Its product is annotated as probable myosin-binding protein 4. The record is from RefSeq and is a predicted model, not a curated record. The transcript has 2 exons. Lineage: Eukaryota; Viridiplantae; Streptophyta; Magnoliopsida; Brassicales; Brassicaceae. The coding region runs from base 144 to 2318 and encodes 724 amino acids. Gene Ontology annotation, molecular function: myosin binding.